AUAAUAACGCUGAGCUGACCAAAGCUCAUGAAGUGAAAGACGUAAUUUUGUUAUUGUUUAAUGUUUAUGUAGUUCUUGGAAAAUCACGUAUGGGCAUGUUUUGUACUACUACCAUAACAUACGGACAAUCAUAUGUUAGUGUUAUUCAGUGAACCAUAAUGGAAUCCUUCUGCCAUAAAGGCUUACUGUACAUCAAGAAUAUCCCUCACUUAGAACUUGUAAGGUAUCGUAGAGUAAAUGUCCAGAGGCCUGCAAAGCCACACUAUGAGAAAGCAAAGGUUUUAGCAGUGUGUGAACCACAAUACCCAAAAUUUAAUUAUGGACUCAGCCCUGAAGUAACUUGCAGAAAACAGACCGAACUGAAAUCAAAGAAAAUCAAAGAGGAAAACCCAUAUGAGCUGAUAAUUGCAAAAGAAUGCUUGCAUUGGUUUAACCAGUCAAAAAUGGUUGCAUUUUUUCAUGCCAACCCAAUAAAAGGUGAAGACCAGUUCAAAGCGAGAGUUAUGUUCCAUAAACACAACAUGGCCAUAAAGCAGUAUGGGCCAAAUGUAAUCAACUAUGCUUUGGAAAAUACAAAAUAUAGUGCAGUGUUGCCCCUAUUUCAGUCAAGAACAGCAGUAGUAUUCAGUCAAGAACUGCAACUGGCACAGCUUUUGAAAAUUUCAAAGCGUAUUCCUCAGCUGAUCCUUAUGACUUGCAUUGCCGAAGAUCGCCUUCUGAGUAGAAAUGAAAUUGUUAUGUACAGUAAUUUGCCAGAUUUGACAACGGCUCGAGCUGGCCUUGUUGCGACACUAAAUUCUACUGUAAGCCAAGUCUUGAGUAACAUCACACACCACCAAAGAACACUCGUCAGCCACUUGCAGAAACAUGCAGAACUGCUCCAGAAACCAGAGGAAACCUGAGAAAGUGAUGUAGAUUAUUUGGACUGUAUCUGCAGCUCAUUCAUUAAGCUGGCCUUUGUAUGGCUGAUCCAUGUCAGUGAAGUAUUGUUGAGUUGUGAAAGAAGAGAAAUUUUGUUAAACACAGUUGUAAGAUGUAGUGUAUAUAUGAUCUAUCAAAACAAUGACACUGUGUAUUACACCUUUAAA
Schistocerca nitens (vagrant locust) is the source of this 1088-nucleotide messenger RNA. RefSeq names its product 39S ribosomal protein L10, mitochondrial (gene mRpL10). The transcript has 5 exons. Gene Ontology annotation, biological process: translation. Gene Ontology annotation, cellular component: mitochondrial large ribosomal subunit. Gene Ontology annotation, molecular function: structural constituent of ribosome. The coding region runs from base 159 to 902 and encodes 247 amino acids. NCBI's taxonomy places the organism in Eukaryota, Metazoa, Arthropoda, Insecta, Orthoptera, Acrididae. The record is from RefSeq and is a predicted model, not a curated record.